Messenger RNA from Seminavis robusta, 279 nucleotides. The record is from the annotation of a GenBank genome assembly. NCBI's taxonomy places the organism in Eukaryota, Bacillariophyta, Bacillariophyceae, Naviculales, Naviculaceae.
AUGCUCAGUCUUUCCCUCGACCGAAAUGCUCUAUCAGGAAGGAUCCCUAAACUGGGGGAUGCAACCAAACUCCAAGAGCUGGAUUUGUCCAACUUGCCAAAGCUGACAGGAGCAGUUCCAUCAGAGCUUUCUGGUUUGUCUGGUCUUUCACACCUGGAUCUGGCGGGCAGUCGAGGUGUCACUGGCACCAUGCCAACAGCAUUGUGCGAUCUGGAUGACCUCUUCUUUUCAUGCACAGAUUUCCUUUGUGGCUGCUAUUGCCAAUGCCCACCGUCCUAG